Molecule: messenger RNA, 516 nt
Organism: Microsporum canis CBS 113480
Lineage: Eukaryota; Fungi; Ascomycota; Eurotiomycetes; Onygenales; Arthrodermataceae
Exons: 1
Coding region: 1-516 (171 amino acids)
Source: RefSeq, a predicted model, not a curated record
AUGCUUGCUUCCUCUAGCUCAGCCUCAACAGGACAAAUGAUACCAGUAACGUUCAAAACUGAAGUGCAGCCUUAUCCAACAGGAGUGCCUGUUCCAAUCGAUUCGGAGCCAUCUACUCCUGAGCCUAUGCCAUCCCAAACUCCAUCCCCUACAGGUCGUCAUGGUGGUGACGAGGGAGAUGGCAAUGAAGACGAGAUUUCAAGCAUGCCGAUGAUGCCAACAGGCAAUGAGCCAGCGACCCUUGACCCAGACCCAACCGCCAGUAUACCCCUGAUUCCGGAAUAUUCAUCCAUCCUGAUGAUCCCUGAAUCCAGCAUGAUGUCAGCAACAAUUCCGACACCCCAGGCUCCUAAGUAUUAUCCUAGGUACAUGAGAGAUCCAAGACGCCAGAGAGGUGGUCCAUCAUCGAUGAGCUCUGUCCCAGGCUGUACAUCUGAAAUAUCAACCCUGGAUCCAACUUCACUUACCCAACUGCUCCCAGAGUCCAGCAUGUGGGCGACUACUCAGGCCAUCUAA